This is a messenger RNA of Neodiprion fabricii, 1234 nucleotides long. RefSeq names its product protein FAM92A-A (gene Fam92). Gene Ontology annotation, biological process: cilium assembly. The coding region runs from base 102 to 1130 and encodes 342 amino acids. Lineage: Eukaryota; Metazoa; Arthropoda; Insecta; Hymenoptera; Diprionidae. The transcript is spliced from 8 exons. Gene Ontology annotation, cellular component: ciliary basal body; ciliary transition zone. The record is from RefSeq and is a predicted model, not a curated record.
CAAAACAGUGGCCGUUGUGCUUGCGCGGCGUUUACAUGUGCAGAAUUUAGAAACGUCAGAGAAUCGAAAUAGCUGGUGUUUGAUCGUUCGUUUGAGAAACGAUGUUACGAAUAAGGUCUCAAAAUCAUAUCUGCGAACAAGAAGCCAAAUUUGUUCAAGAACGCAUAUCCGCUGUUGAAAAACACUUCGCCGAACUGUGCACAAUUUUUGCUGCAUUUACGAGAAAGGCUGCAAGGUUUUUAUCCAUGCAUCUAUACAUCAUAAUAAUCACAUUGCGCGAUAAAAACGACGAGGUUGCCAAGGUUGUCCAAAAUUACGCGGAGUCGGAAAAUAUUAAUCAAUCUCUCAGCAACGGCCUGGCAAAUUUUGCCACAACGUUAUCGGUGAUCGGAGAUUACAGAGACGCCGAAGUUCAAAGACUGGACAGCAAAGUAAUAUCUCCGUUAUCGCAGUAUGCUGUUAUUUGCAAGCACGCCAGAGAGGAUGUAAAAAACACUUUCGCCGCACGUGACAAAGAGCUGACAAGACGAAAGCACUUGGACAAAGUUAGGGAACGUAACCCAAGAAAUCGCCAAAUGAUCUCUCAAGCUGAAUCUGAGUUAAUGAAAGCUACGGUCGAAGUAUCACGAGUUGUUAAAGGAUUGGAGGAACAAAUCGACUCGUUUGAAAGGCGGAAACUACACGACGUCAAGUCAGUUUUAUUAGAUUUUGUUACCGUAGAACUUGGCUUUCACACAAAAGCUGUGGAACUUCUUACCAAGGCUUAUCAAGACGUCGCUGAAAUUGACGAAGCAAAAGAUUUAGAGGACUUUCAAGUAACCCGAGGAGAUAUGAAUGGGGAGUUUAGAGAAGUUAUGCGUGUCCCGGAGUCUGUAUCACGUCUCGACACCGUCAGACGGGCAUCUUUCCGGCAAGCCUAUUCCCUCACGAAUCUAGCCAGCCGUUUUACUUCCUCCCCGAUCACUUCCAAAUCGAGUCCCAAUCGACCGACCGAAUCUUUGGAAUCGCUGAAGACUGGAUUCACAAAUUCUGAGUCCACGAGGAUCGAAGAAUACGAGCAAAGCUCCGAGGAAUCAGACUCUGAAUCAAUACAGGAGAUAUCAGUGAGACACAGGCACAAAACCAUGUAAAUGAACUUGUAGUAACAAUAUUGAUAUCCGAUUCUAGGAGAACCUAAUAGAAUAUUCAUCGCAGAAUCGACAAAGUGGCCUAAGCCUAAGAGCAGUGCCUGCUG